Messenger RNA from Emericellopsis atlantica, 934 nucleotides. RefSeq lists its product as uncharacterized. Gene Ontology annotation, cellular component: RNA polymerase II, core complex; P-body. Lineage: Eukaryota; Fungi; Ascomycota; Sordariomycetes; Hypocreales; Bionectriaceae. Gene Ontology annotation, molecular function: translation initiation factor binding; single-stranded RNA binding; single-stranded DNA binding. The record is from RefSeq and is a predicted model, not a curated record. The transcript is spliced from 3 exons. Gene Ontology annotation, biological process: positive regulation of translational initiation; positive regulation of nuclear-transcribed mRNA poly(A) tail shortening; DNA-templated transcription. The coding region runs from base 308 to 862 and encodes 184 amino acids.
AAGCUUAUUGUCGCCUUUGUAUUCUAUCGCAGAGUUCAAGGCUGAAGGAGUUUUCGGCCGACAGCUUCUUCUGCUGGGGGGAGAGCUGAGGCGCCGCGUCCCCGAGCAAGAACGUCCACUCCAGCGCAAUCACCACCACUCUCGACGUGCGACCAUUGUUGCGGACCACUGACCGAAAGGCCGGCUUCCGACAACCUGCGCAUCCCGUUUGCGCCCUUGACGACCUUUGCGCGGCCAGCUGCGCCAUCCUCAUCGAGCGAACCCCUCCGAACGUUACGCUGAGCUUCACCGACAGCCAACGCCCAUCAUGUUCUUCCUACGCAACAUGGAGCGGCGCGUGACCCUCCACCCAUCCUUCUUCUGCAAGGACGCCCACGAUCUUGUUAUUGACAAUCUACUCCGCGACGUGGAGGGAUCUUGCUCUGGUAACUACUACAUCAUCUCCAUCAUGGACACAUUCGAUAUCUCAGAAGGACGCAUCCUUCCCGGGACUGGCAUGGCUGAAUUCACCGUCGGGUACCGCGCUGUCGUCUGGCGGCCAUUCAAAGGCGAGACGGUUGAUGGCAUCGUCGUCUCGGUGAACCCCCAGGGCUUCUUUGCCCAGGUCGGCCCGCUGAAGCUGUUUGUCUCGAGUCACCUGAUCCCCGACGACAUCAGGUGGGACCCGAACGCCACGCCGGCGCAGUUCACCAACAACGAGGAUAUUAACAUCACCCCUGGGUCAUCGGUACGGGUCAAAAUUCUGGGCACGCGAAGCGAGGUGGGCGAGAUGUGGGCUAUUGGCAGCAUCAAGGAGGACUACCUGGGUGCCCUGCAAGACGCGAGCGAGACCUUUGGAGGAGCCGCGUUGGAUGAGGACUAAGCGGUACAUUGAGGCUGAUUUGCGGCUCCCAAAAAGAGAUUGUGGCGCGCCCCAUGCUGGAAGAAUGCUACG